Molecule: messenger RNA, 1218 nt
Organism: Brugia pahangi
Lineage: Eukaryota; Metazoa; Nematoda; Chromadorea; Rhabditida; Onchocercidae
Source: the annotation of a GenBank genome assembly
AUGAUGAUGAGAACAGUACCACCUCGGCUACCUAAGACACCACCACCACCACCUCCAUCAACGGAAAUAAAAGUUAGGCCAAGAAAUGGGUCUUCAUCUGGUGGGACAAAGUGGACUUUGCGAACCGAAGCAAGAGAUGGUGGUAACAAAAAUUCGAUGAUGGUUAAAGUAGAAGGAGUCAUUGAAAUACCGAAACCUCAAUCGGUUGCUUCCCUUCGUGAGCAAAUUGCAAAGAAAUUGGAGGUUAAAAUGCCAUCUACUCCACCAACUAUUACAAUUAGUAAUGGUCAUACAAAAUCACCAUUAUGGAUUUCCGGAUCAAAUGAACAAUAUCCAUACGUUCCGCAACAUGAUGAUACAUCAAAUUUUCAACAUCUGGCAACGAAGAUGUCAAAACUUAACAGCAAUUCUCAAUCAUCCAGUAAUACAACACUACAGAAACAGUUAUCUGUUGUACAUGAACCGGUGGAGAGGCAUAUAUCCUGCAUAACACCAGUAUCAUUCAAUCGUACAGCGACACUUUCUUCCUCAGUUAUUGUUUCUCCAAAUAUGCUCGAUAUUUAUUCCAACAACACAUUCGUCGCACCAGUAUCCUCUUCUUCAGGUGUAUUUUCAUCAUCACCAAUCAUCCACAAGCACGAGGAGAACAAUGGUUGCAGUCCUUCCCUAUACAAUGAUACAACAGCAGUUUACAACCAAUUAAGCGAUUACCAGAAAUUGAUGCCAGUCAAAGAGAGAGUUGAUAAUCAUUCACAACGUUCCGUGCCUUCAACCACUGCUAACGCUACUAUAAGUUCCCGAACGCUGAGUCCGCCAUCAUUCUUCGUAAACAGUCACAAUAAACAUAGAAAUAAAAUGGUUAUUAAGGGCCUGGAAAUACCUGUAUCAACGAACCACAAUGAUAUUAUCUCGACAGAUAAUCUUAGAAAUGAUAUUAUUCUAACAAGUAAUCAUAGGACUGAUAUUGCUCAAGGAGUAAAAAGCCAGUUUGAUGCUUCAUCUUCAUCAAAAAUACCAACAUCAACACCUCCAUGUCAAAUGCUUUCACAAAGUUACGAUAGCAAAGGUACAUCAAGUACCAUGCCUCGCUAUAAUGCUUAUACUGAAAAUUCAAAUUGGUACCGCACUAUGUUCAAGAAAAUGCAUGUAGUUGAUCAGUUAGGCAAGUUAUUUCAUGAUUAUUUUAAUUUCAGGGAAUCUUUUAUCAAAACAAAUUGA